AAUUAUGCAGGAGCGGGGCGUCCCGGCCAGGCAGGGGCUGGGCGGCGAUUGGCUGGAGGGGCUGUAAUUCAGCGGUUUCCGGAGCUGUGGUGGCGUAGACCGGGAGGGGGAGCCUGGGGUUCCGACGUCGCGGCAAAGGCAGCGAGCCCGAACCGGAUCCGCGACGAGCACCCCGGCUUGGCGCUCUCUUCGCGUCGGCUAGGAGAGGCCGCGACCUGAGGGAGCCCGGCGGCCCGCAUCCCGGCGUAAGUGCUGCCCCGGCCUGUCGGGCCUCAGCUGGAGAAACAGGUGGGACCCUGAUUCCAGCAGGAUGGCCCAAUGGAAUCAGCUACAGCAGCUGGACACGCGGUACCUGGAGCAGCUUCAUCAGCUGUACAGUGACAGCUUCCCGAUGGAGCUGCGGCAGUUUCUGGCCCCUUGGAUUGAGAGUCAAGACUGGGCAUAUGCAGCCAGCAAAGAAUCACACGCCACUUUGGUAUUUCAUAAUCUCUUGGGUGAAAUUGAUCAGCAGUACAGCCGCUUCCUGCAAGAGUCAAAUGUUCUCUAUCAGCACAAUCUGCGAAGAAUCAAGCAGUUCCUUCAGAGCAGGUAUCUGGAGAAGCCCAUGGAGAUCGCUCGGAUCGUGGCCCGGUGCCUGUGGGAAGAGUCCCGCCUCCUCCAGACCGCAGCCACUGCGGCCCAGCAAGGGGGCCAGGGCAACCACCCCUCAGCCUCUGUAGUGACAGAGAAGCAGCAGAUGCUGGAGCAGCACCUACAGGAUGUCCGCAAGCGUGUCCAGGAUCUAGAACAGAAAAUGAAAGUGGUGGAGAAUCUCCAGGAUGAUUUUGAUUUCAACUAUAAAACCCUCAAGAGUCAAGGAGACAUGCAGGAUCUGAAUGGAAACAACCAGUCAGUGACCAGGCAGAAGAUGCAGCAGCUGGAACAGAUGCUCACUGCGCUGGACCAGAUGCGGCGGAGCAUCGUGAGUGAGUUGGCUGGGCUUUUGUCAGCCAUGGAGUAUGUACAGAAAACGCUCACGGACGAUGAGCUGGCGGAUUGGAAGAGGCGGCAGCAGAUAGCUUGCAUCGGAGGCCCUCCCAACAUCUGCCUAGAUCGGCUGGAAAACUGGAUAACCUCAUUAGCAGAAUCUCAACUUCAGACCCGCCAACAAAUUAAGAAGCUGGAGGAGUUGCAGCAAAAAGUUUCCUACAAGGGGGACCCCAUUGUACAGCACCGGCCAAUGCUGGAGGAGAGAAUCGUGGAGCUGUUUAGAAACUUAAUGAAAAGUGCCUUCGUGGUGGAGCGGCAGCCCUGCAUGCCCAUGCAUCCCGACCGGCCGCUGGUCAUCAAGACUGGGGUGCAGUUCACUACGAAAGUCAGAUUGCUGGUCAAAUUCCCUGAGUUAAAUUAUCAGCUUAAAAUUAAAGUGUGCAUCGACAAAGACUCUGGCGACGUGGCAGCUCUCAGAGGAUCCCGGAAAUUUAACAUCCUGGGCACCAACACGAAGGUGAUGAACAUGGAGGAGUCCAACAACGGCAGCCUCUCCGCAGAAUUCAAGCACUUGACCCUGAGAGAGCAAAGAUGUGGUAACGGGGGCCGAGCCAAUUGUGACGCCUCCCUGAUUGUGACGGAGGAGCUUCACCUGAUCACCUUUGAGACUGAGGUGUAUCACCAAGGCCUCAAGAUUGACCUUGAGACCCACUCCUUGCCAGUUGUGGUGAUCUCCAACAUCUGCCAGAUGCCAAAUGCCUGGGCAUCGAUCCUGUGGUAUAACAUGCUGACCAACAACCCCAAGAAUGUCAACUUUUUCACCAAGCCCCCAAUUGGCACCUGGGAUCAAGUAGCUGAGGUGCUGAGCUGGCAGUUCUCCUCCACCACAAAGCGAGGGCUGAGCAUUGAGCAGUUGUCCACGCUGGCUGAGAAACUUCUAGGACCUGGCGUUAACUAUUCUGGGUGUCAGAUCACGUGGGCUAAAUUUUGCAAAGAAAACAUGGCUGGCAAGGGCUUUUCCUUCUGGGUGUGGCUGGACAAUAUCAUAGACCUUGUGAAAAAAUACAUCCUGGCCCUCUGGAAUGAAGGGUAUAUAAUGGGCUUUAUCAGUAAGGAGCGAGAACGGGCCAUCUUGAGCACCAAGCCCCCAGGAACCUUCCUGCUGAGAUUCAGUGAAAGCAGCAAAGAAGGGGGCGUCACCUUCACUUGGGUGGAGAAGGACAUCAGUGGUAAGACUCAGAUCCAGUCCGUGGAGCCAUACACCAAGCAGCAGCUGAACAGCAUGUCAUUCGCGGAAAUCAUCAUGGGCUAUAAGAUCAUGGACGCCACCAAUAUCCUGGUGUCUCCGUUGGUCUACCUCUACCCCGACAUUCCUAAGGAGGAGGCAUUCGGAAAGUACUGUCGGCCAGAGAGCCAGGAGCACCCUGAAGCAGACCCAGGUAGUGCUGCCCCGUACCUGAAGACCAAGUUUAUCUGUGUGACACCAACGACCUGCAGCAAUACCAUUGACCUGCCGAUGUCCCCCCGCACUUUAGAUUCAUUGAUGCAGUUUGGAAAUAAUGGUGAAGGUGCAGAACCCUCAGCAGGAGGGCAGUUCGAGUCCCUCACCUUCGACAUGGAGUUGACCUCGGAGUGUGCCACCUCCCCCAUGUGAGGAGCCAGGACGGAAGCUGCAGGAGGACGGCGGCACCUGCCGGUGCCCACCACCCUCAGCCGGCCACACCCCAGACCAUCUGAAGCGCCUGACUUUGUGGUUCCAGAUUUUUUUUAAUCUCUUACUUCUGCUAUCUUUGAACAAUCUGGGCACUUUUUUAAAUAGAGAAAUGAGUGAAUGUGGGUGAUACGCUUUUAUCUGAUGUGAAUAAGGAUGCGAACUCUGAGACUGUGAUGGGGGAUGUGGAAGCGGCAGCAAGAGGGAGAGAAAGGAAAUGUCCCGCCCCCCAGCCCUCCUUUCUCAGCGGCUUUCUGUUAGACAAGUGCCUCGUGCCAGCCACGCCCCUCGCCUUCGGUAAGCGAAUGCCACAGGCUGCCUCUAGCUGCAUUCUCCUGGCAUUGCACUUUCAACCUCGCUAAUGUCCAAAUAGAAGGUAGAACUUUCACAGCCCUUAGGUUUCUUUUAAAUUAAAAAAAAAAAAAAAAAUUAAGGGCUAAAAACACUGUAUCGGCCUAGCCUUUUCUGUAUUUAAGAAAACUCAGUUAACAGCCUCCUUGGUGCUUUAGGCAUUCAGCUUUCUUCAGGCUCAUCAUUUAUGUAAAGCCUGAAAUGGGCUUCAGAUCCAGCCCUUACAGACAUCUGAGGUUUGGCCUUUGGUUUAAAAAUAGGAAGGCUUAAGGAGAACCUAAACAUUCUAGACUUUUUUAAGAAGCAGAGCUAUUUCCCCUUGAAUGCUGCGGGCCUGUGAGUAGGUAAGGCUGGUGGGGGUGGCGUCUUGCAGCCACACUCCCUUCCCCCGGACCUUAGCUCCUGUUUCAGAGCCUGGGUUGUUAACUGGGUGCCUUAAAAGGGACGGGAUGAUCCUUCCUUUCCCCCAGCCCACCUGCCGUCCCCACCCCUAACCCCCAAUGGCAUGUUUCCUUUAGUGUCUAAAGGCCCUUUGUCCUGUUUGCUUUAGGAAUUCAGGUCUCAAGACCUCCUGGAGUAAGGGGGAGAGUUACAGGUGGAACCUGACCCAGACUAUGGAGCCCCAGCUGAGAGUCUAGUUGAGCUCAGGGAAUAUGGUUCUUACCCCAGUGUCUUGGUGACUUCCCCUGGCACCUGUAACCACCUCUUCACUUGGUUAGCCCAGGAGCAAAGGCUCUCUGGUAAACUCAAGGUCUGUCCCUCCUGUGAGUCGCUGGCCUCUCCCCUAAGCCGGGGACUGCUUCCCAUCGGGGCCCCAGGAUGAAGCAGAACAGCCGGCCUUUACUGUGUUCUGGAAUGCUUAGCCACGGGCAGGGUGGUCGCUGAUGCUGGGACCUGCUCAGACAGGCACACCUAGGUGCAGCACCACCUUGCUCUCUCCAUCAGACUUGAAGGUGGAGUGAUUUCUUACCCCCAGUAUAGUGAGUUUGAGUGAAGGGGUGAGGACCUUCUCUCCAAGACUAGCAAGGCCGUCCUGCCUCCUUUGCGGGUGGCUGAUGUCCAGGGCUCCCUUCCCCAGAGACACGCUCCUGUUCACUAUAAGCUUAACAUAAACUGAGCGAAGGUUAGUUAGGUUGUAAGGGCCUGGGACGAGGAUCCGGGCUUCUCUGGAGCCGAUACUGAGAAGUUCCAGACUUUUAGGUAGCAUGUGUAACUGAUUUUAACUGAUUGUAGCAAAGGUUCUGAGAGCAGCUGAGACUUGUUCUGGCCCCUCCCUUAAAGAACAGAGUUCUCCAGGACCUGCCCAAAGCUUUCUUCCCACUGUCUCCCCUCCCCUGCCCAGCCAAGGGG
Molecule: messenger RNA, 4381 nt
Organism: Condylura cristata (star-nosed mole)
Lineage: Eukaryota; Metazoa; Chordata; Mammalia; Eulipotyphla; Talpidae
Gene: STAT3
Product: signal transducer and activator of transcription 3 (acute-phase response factor)
Exons: 24
Coding region: 311-2623 (770 amino acids)
Biological process (GO): response to peptide hormone; regulation of transcription by RNA polymerase II; cell surface receptor signaling pathway via JAK-STAT
Molecular function (GO): DNA-binding transcription factor activity, RNA polymerase II-specific; RNA polymerase II cis-regulatory region sequence-specific DNA binding
Source: RefSeq, a predicted model, not a curated record